Messenger RNA from Metschnikowia bicuspidata var. bicuspidata NRRL YB-4993, 1464 nucleotides. RefSeq names its product alpha/beta-hydrolase. Gene Ontology annotation, molecular function: A2-type glycerophospholipase activity. Gene Ontology annotation, cellular component: mitochondrial inner membrane. NCBI's taxonomy places the organism in Eukaryota, Fungi, Ascomycota, Pichiomycetes, Serinales, Metschnikowiaceae. The record is from RefSeq and is a predicted model, not a curated record. The transcript has a single exon. Gene Ontology annotation, biological process: cardiolipin acyl-chain remodeling. The coding region runs from base 1 to 1464 and encodes 487 amino acids.
AUGCUCUGUUCGGUACGUACGCUCGGCACGGCACGUGCACGCGGCUCUGCGCCCGGCGCGGCCUACCAGCCAAACAGGCGCGUGGUCAAAAAACUCCUGUUUGUCCAGCAGUGCGCCAUGUGGCUCCGGUCGCUCCGGCCCGGGCACCUCGCGACGCUCCAGCGCCAGUUGGUGGAGUGGCUGUUCCCGGCGGGCGCGGCGGAAAACCAGGGCGUGGCACGUGACUUUGUCCAGACGCCCGUGGACGCGCGCGGCAGCGUGGUCAACUCCGUGGUGUUCCUGGUGCAGAACGACAAGGCCGCCGAGACCCGCCACGUCGUGUUCGUGCACGGGUACGGCGCGGCGCUCGGCUGCUUCGCGCGCAACUUCCACGUGAUCAACCGCUUCAAGGGCUUGCGCCACAACUACAAGGUGCACUUCUUGGACAACCUCUCGUUCGGGCUCUCGUCCAAUCCGCGCGUGGCGUCCCUCGACUACUGGCGCCCGGUGCCGCGCGUCGACUUCCUCACGAUGCACGACGCGGCGCCCACGGUCAAGGCGGGCCUCCAUAGAAAGUACUACAAGCUCAUUGCCGGCUACGAGGUGGACGCGCACAGGUUCGGCAGGUACAAAGCCGCCGUGACGCCCGUGUUGCGCGACCUCGAGGCCUACUACACGGACGCGUUGGAGGCGUGGCGCGUCAACGCGCGCAUCGGCCGCAUCCACUUCUUGGUGGGCCACUCGUUCGGCGGCUACUGGUGCGGCUCGUACGCGCUCCGGCACCCGGACAGCGUGCGGCACCUCGUGCUCUUGUCGCCGGUGGGCGUGGAGCGGCACGCGGCGGCGGUCACGGCGCCGGCGCCGCGCGGGCUGGGCCCCAUAGCGCCGUCCUUGGACCCGGCGUCGCCGCGGUUCUUGAGCCGCUGGCCGAUCCUCGCGGCCCGCGCGGUGCGCCACUGGUACUACGUGCAGCCGUACUUGCCGCGGCUCCUCCGGCUCAUGGGCCCGUGGGGCGUGGCGCGGUACUACGAUAUGUGGUCCGGCAAGCUCUUUGCGGUGAACGGGGUGAUCGCCCGGCUCGGCGGCGCGGCCGUGUUGACCAGCAGCAACCAGUUGCGCUACGGCACCAACACGGAGUGCCGGCUCUUGAUCGAGUACCUCUACAACUCGGUCACGGCGGGCUCGCGCUCCGACAUCCACAUCAAGUACUUGUUGACGCCCGCCACGGACAGCAAGUGGCCGUUGAUGGACAAGUUCGCGCGUGCCAGCGGCGCCACGCUCGCCAAGUUCCGCACCCACGUGGUGUACGGGCAGUACGACUACAUGAACUCGGAGGCGGGCGAGAAGAUGGUGGCGGAGAUGAACGGGCGUCCUGCCGUGGACGCGCGGUUCCACGUGGUGCCGGAGGCCGGCCACAACUUGUACUUGCAGAAUCCGUUCGGCACCAACGCGCUUUUGGAGCGUUUGGUGCGCGAGGCGGACUAG